AUGUCAUCUGCUGUAACAACACAACAACAGCAUCCUUGGAAUGCAUCAAAGGUUAGACAAACCUUUUUAGAUUAUUUCACCGAAAAAUGUGGUCAUAAGUAUGUUGCCUCAUCUUCUGUUGUUCCUCAUAAUGAUCCUACAUUGUUGUUUGCCAAUGCUGGUAUGAACCAAUACAAGCCUAUUUUCUUAGGUACUGUUGACCCAAGUAGUGAUUUUGCUACUUUAAAGCGUGCAGUUAAUUCUCAAAAAUGUAUUAGAGCUGGUGGUAAACACAAUGAUUUGGAAGAUGUUGGUAGAGAUUCAUACCAUCAUACAUUCUUUGAAAUGUUGGGUAAUUGGUCUUUUGGUGAUUACUUUAAAAAGGAAGCAAUUGGAUUUUCUUGGGAUUUGUUAACCAAUGUAUAUGGUAUUCAAAAGGACCGUUUAUAUGUCACUUACUUUGGUGGUGAUGAAAAGCAAGGUCUUGAGCCAGAUUUGGAUGCUAAACAAUUUUGGUUAGAUGUUGGUGUUGAUGAAGAUCACAUUUUACCAGGUGAUGCUAAGGAUAACUUCUGGGAAAUGGGUGACCAAGGUCCAUGUGGACCUUGUUCCGAAAUUCAUUACGAUAGAAUUGGUGGACGUAAUGCUAGCAGUUUGGUUAAUGAAGAUGAUCCUAAUGUGUUGGAAGUUUGGAACAUUGUGUUCAUUCAAUACAAUAGAGAAUCUGAUGCAAGCUUGAAGCCUUUGCCUGCUAAACAUAUUGAUACUGGUAUGGGUUUUGAAAGAUUGGUUUCUGUGUUACAAGAUAAAUAUUCAAACUAUGACACUGAUGUUUUCGAACCCAUCUUUGUUAAAAUUAGAGAAAUCACUGGUGUUAGACCAUACACCGGUAAGUUUGGUGCUGAAGAUAGAGAUGGUAUUGACACUGCUUAUAGAGUUAUUGCUGAUCAUGUUAGAACUUUAACUUUUGCCAUUGCAGAUGGUGGUGUGCCUAACAAUGAAGGUCGUGGUUACGUUUUAAGAAGAAUUUUGAGAAGAGGGGCUCGUUAUGUCCGUAAGUAUAUGAACUAUCCAAUUGGUACCUUCUUUUCUCAAUUAGUACCUGUUGUUAUUGAACAAAACAGCGCAAUUUUCCCUGAAAUCGAAAAGAAUCAAGUUGAUUUGAAGGAAAUCUUAAACGAAGAAGAAGUUUCUUUUGCUAAGACUUUAGAUAGAGGUGAAAAGUUGUUUGAACAAUAUGCCAUUAUUGCAUCAAAGACCCCAGAACAAACCUUAAGUGGUAAGGACGUGUGGAGAUUGUAUGAUACUUAUGGUUUCCCCGUUGAUUUAACUCGUUUGAUGGCUGAAGAAGCUGAUUUGAAAAUCGACGAAGCUGGUUUUGAAAAGGCAAAGGAAGAAUCAAGAGAGGCUUCCAAGGCUGGAGGAAACAAGGCUAGUGUUGAAUUGGUCAAGUUAGAUGUCCAUGCUUUAUCUGAAUUGGAUUCCAACUCUAAAAUCCUGAAGACAGACGAUUCAUUUAAGUAUGGUGUGGAAAACGUAAAGUCAACCAUUUUGGCCAUUUACAAUGGCUCAGAAUUUGUUGAUACCAUUGACAAUGAAGAAAAGCAAGUUGGUAUUAUUUUAGACAAGACCCCAUUCUAUGCUGAACAAGGUGGUCAAAUUUAUGACACUGGUAAGAUUGUUAUUGAUGGUAAAUCUGAAUUCAACGUUACCAACGUUCAAGUUUAUGGUGGUUAUGUUCUCCACACUGGGUUUUUGAUUGAAGGUUCCUUAAGUGUCAAUGAUUCUGUUAUCUCCACAUAUGAUGAAUUGAGAAGAUGGCCUAUUAGAAACAACCACACUGGUACACACGUAUUGAACUAUGGUUUAAGAGAAGUAUUGGGUGAUGGUGUUGACCAAAAGGGUUCCCUCGUUGCACCUGAAAAGUUGAGAUUUGACUUUAGUCAUAAACAAGCUUUAACUCCAAAGGAAUUGGAACAAGUUGAAGAUAUUUGUAAUGCAUACAUCAAGGAAAACAAACAAGUUUUCUACAAGGAUGUUUCCUUAGACACUGCCAAAGAAAUUACUGGUUUGAGAGCUGUUUUUGGUGAAACUUACCCUGAUCCAGUUCGGGUUGUUUCCAUCGGUACACCUGUUGAGGAUUUAAUUUCUGAUCCAAAGAAUGAUGCUUGGAAUAAGAUUUCUAUUGAAUUCUGUGGUGGUACUCAUGUUUCUAAGACCGGUGAAAUCAAAGAUUUGGUUAUCAUUGAAGAAAGUGGUAUUGCAAAGGGUAUUAGACGUAUUGUUGCUGUUAGUGGUAAUGAAGCCCAUGCUGUUCAAAGAGUUGCUGCUGAAUUUGAUGAAUCAUUAGAGAAUGCAUCCAAAUUACCAUUUGGACUGGCCAAAGAAGCUAAAGCUAAGGAAUUGGGUGUUGCAUUAAAGAAAUUAUCAAUUUCUGUUAUUUCUAAGGCUAAAUUGAAUGAAAAAUUCACUAGAUUGGACAAAUCCAUUAAGGAUGAAUUAAAGGCCAAGCAAAAGGAAGAAAGUAAGAAGACAUUAGAUGCAGUUACUGAAUGGUUAAGCGAAAAGGAAUCUAAGGAUUUCUUUGUUGCUCAUAUCCCAAUUGGUGCUAACGCAAAGGCUAUUACUGAAGCCAUUAACUUAUUGAAGAAACAACAUAAGGAUAAGUCAUUAUAUUUAAUCACUGGUACAGAUGACAAGGUUGCUCACGGAUGUUAUGUUUCAGAUGAGGCUAUCUCCAAGGGUGUUGAUGCUACUGUCUUAGCAAAGGCUGUUACUGAAAAGAUUGGUGGUAAAGCUGGUGGUAAGGGUAAUGUUGUCCAAGGUAUGGGUGAUAAACCAUCAGGUAUUGCUCAUGCCAUUGAGCAAGUCACCAAGUUGUUUGCUGAGAAGUUAUAG
Molecule: messenger RNA, 2877 nt
Organism: Lizanozyma spartinae
Lineage: Eukaryota; Fungi; Ascomycota; Pichiomycetes; Serinales; Debaryomycetaceae
Gene: ALA1
Product: alanine--tRNA ligase
Exons: 1
Coding region: 1-2877 (958 amino acids)
Biological process (GO): alanyl-tRNA aminoacylation; tRNA modification
Cellular component (GO): mitochondrion; cytoplasm
Molecular function (GO): aminoacyl-tRNA deacylase activity; alanine-tRNA ligase activity; ATP binding
Source: RefSeq, a predicted model, not a curated record